AUGAAAAACGAAUGGGAAGAGACAGACCCGAACGAUCCAACUUGGGUAGAUGACGAGGGUUCGUCAGUCUUUAACCGCUUGCCGAAAAACCACGAGUACUUCAAGCCGAGACAGCACAUCGGGUACACAGAAGAAGCUGAAAGAGAUUUCCGCCUGGCAUACAGACCAGCGGAAGCUACGGAACAUUCCAAGUUCAUCCCAAAAAUCGCACUCGCGCCGCUUUCACGAGAAAAGUUACCUUCGACUGUCGGAAAGUUCAACGGAUUGACUGAUCCCGACGAUCACGUCAGAACAUUCACAAGUGUAGGCUGCAUGGGAGGUUGGAACAUGCCUAUGUGGUGUCACAUGUUUAUUCAAACUCUUACUGGGGCUGCUCGUGCCUGGUUCGACAGCCUCCCGCCAGGAAAGAUCAAAUCUUGGGUAGAUUUCAAGACGCAGUUUUUAAGCUACUUCAGCCAACAACGACGCUACCAGCGUGACACAGCUGAAGUAGAAGAUAUCUGGCGAAGAGAUGGUGAAGGUCUGGAGGACUUCAUCACCCGUUUUAACAAGGAAUGUUUGAAGAUAGGCGGCGUCAGUGAACAACUCAUGCGUUGUCACUUCAAGAAAGCCAUUCGCUGUGAUAGUCUCAUCAGAACUAUCACAGGCAAAGAUGGAAUGCCAAAAGAGUGGGAUAAGCUCAUGGAAGCUGCAAAAAUUGUCGCGCAAACCGAAGAAUCACUCGCUGGAAACAGGAGUUAUUACUCUGAAGAUCGAUUCUUCAGAGGAAACACACGCGACAGCAACAAGCGCAACAAAUACAAGAGUAACGAUUGGAAGUCUGGGAGAUCAAGAGGCCACGAUGAAAGGCCGCGCUAUAGGGAGGACGCGCGCGAAACAAUUGACCGAAUCGGUUACAAGAAAGCAGUCAAAGAUGAUAAUCGUGACAAGCACUGGACUCCGCUCAUAAAAACAUCAAAAGAGGUAUUGAUGACGGAGAACCACGAUUUCAAGGCUCCCAGGCCUAUGACAAACAAGAAGGGACAAGACCCCAACUUGUAUUGUGAUUUUCACAAAGACUCAGGGCAUUUGACCGAUGACUGCUAUAGUUUGCGCCAAGAGAUCGAGAGAGCACUUAAAAGUGGUAAGCUAAGCCACUUGGUGAAGAACGUGCGCAAAGAAACUCGCCAGCUCCAGCGCCACGAUGAAGGAAAUCACAAGAAAGUCCGACGCCUAGAGACUCACAUGGUCAACGGACCUAGAUAUAGCGCGAAAGAGAAAGGCAAGCGCCCCUGCGAGCCUUCUUGGCAAGAGCAACAGGUCAUUUUCCCGGUAAUGCGCGGCGGUACUCGCGCCACACGACCUGUCGUCAUUACCGGUAUCAUCGGCCAUUAUGAAACGGAGUACGUAUUCAUUGAUCCAGGAAGUACAACUGACAUCAUUUAUGAACAGUGUUUUAACUAA
Molecule: messenger RNA, 1443 nt
Organism: Helianthus annuus (common sunflower)
Lineage: Eukaryota; Viridiplantae; Streptophyta; Magnoliopsida; Asterales; Asteraceae
Exons: 1
Coding region: 1-1443 (480 amino acids)
Source: RefSeq, a predicted model, not a curated record